This is a messenger RNA of Physcomitrium patens, 1735 nucleotides long. Its product is annotated as magnesium-chelatase subunit ChlI. Gene Ontology annotation, molecular function: ATP binding; ATP hydrolysis activity; magnesium chelatase activity. Gene Ontology annotation, cellular component: chloroplast stroma. NCBI's taxonomy places the organism in Eukaryota, Viridiplantae, Streptophyta, Bryopsida, Funariales, Funariaceae. Gene Ontology annotation, biological process: chlorophyll biosynthetic process. The record is from RefSeq and is a predicted model, not a curated record.
CUUGUCUUCAUCCCCAUUGCAAAAUUUGCAAUCCCCUCACGUUCCUCUUCGCGAAUUCCUCAGCCUCUGCUCUUGUUGAGCAACUCCAUCGCUAGUUUGCUGAUUCGAUUUGAAAUUUUGUUUGAGCAGGGUGUUGUUUUUUUCCCGAGGGUAGCGAUGGCGUUAUUGGCGCGCGGAGCUGUUGCAGCUGUUGCUGCAGUUGGGUUUAGCAACACCACUAGCAAGCAGGGUCACCAGAAUGGUGGAAGCAACGGAGUGUUGGCAUUCCGAGGGAAUGCGUUCUGCCGGGCAGUGGCGGCUAGGACCUCUUCCGUUGGAUGCCAAGUGCGGGUGAAGCGAGGUGCUGGACCUUUGAGGGUCACCAAUGUGGCGACCUUGGAGCAGGAGACAUCCGCCGAGAGUUCCUCUAAAGGUGACGCUCGUCCCGUGUUCCCCUUCACUGCCAUUGUCGGGCAAGAAGAGAUGAAGAUGUGCCUGAUUUUGAAUGUUAUCGACCCUAAGAUUGGAGGUGUCAUGAUCAUGGGGGAUCGUGGAACUGGUAAGUCGACCACUGUUCGUGCUCUUGUAGACUUGCUGCCCGAAAUUCAGGUCGUUGCUGGAGACCCUUUCAACUCUUCCCCAGAAGACCCCGAGUUGAUGAGCGAGGAGGUCAGGAAGAGGGUGCAGGCGAACGAGAGCCUGCCAGUCACUACUUCACGAAUUAACAUGGUGGAUUUGCCCCUUGGAGCCACCGAGGAUCGUGUCUGCGGGACAAUCGACAUUGAGAAGGCUCUCACAGAGGGUGUGAAGGCCUUCGAGCCGGGUCUAUUGGCGAAGGCUAACCGUGGAAUUUUGUACGUCGACGAGGUUAACCUGCUUGACGACCAUUUGGUAGAUGUAUUGUUGGAUUCUGCAGCAUCUGGAUGGAACACUGUUGAGAGAGAGGGUAUUUCAAUCUCGCACCCUGCCCGAUUCAUCCUAAUUGGGUCUGGUAACCCGGAAGAGGGAGAGCUCCGACCUCAGCUGUUGGAUAGAUUCGGCAUGCACGCCCAGGUUGGAACAGUGAAGGAUGCCGAGCUGCGUGUUAAGAUUGUGGAAGAGCGAGGGAUGUUUGAUGCGAACCCCAAGUCUUUCCGUGUAAAUUAUGACAUAACCCAGAAGGAGCUCCGCGACCGAAUUGACAAUGCUCGCGCUAUUUUGUCUGGCGUGAAGGUGCCACAUGAUUUGAGAGUAAAGAUUUCGCAAGUCUGCUCAGAGCUCGAUGUUGACGGACUGAGGGGUGACAUUGUUAGCAACAGGGCUGCCAAGGCCUUCGCUGCCUUCCAAGGAAGAACUGAAGUGACUGCUGAAGACAUCAGGGCUGUCAUGCCCAACUGCCUGAGGCAUCGGUUGAGGAAGGACCCUCUUGAAUCUAUUGACUCCGGAACGUUGGUCGUAGACAAGUUUAACGAGGUCUUUGGAUUCGCUUCUUAGAUAUGUUGAGAUAUGCAACCCAAAGUAGUUUGGAAAGCUUAGAGUUGGCGACAAUUUUAUGUCACCGGAGAGGUGAUAAAUCGGCUCGUUUUAUGAGGAGUUCUGAAUAUCACCAAAUUGACAGUGCGGCUUAUUAACAGGUAUUCCGACAGUGGUUUCCUAGAAAUGCUACAAAGAUCUGAAAUAGUCGCUUCUUGUUUCAUCGUUCCUGUCUUUACAAUGGUAUUGAUGAAUCUUGCGCUUGAACGUGCACAAUACUCACUGGUUCAAAGUUUUGCAUGGA